AUGACUAUUCAUCUAUUGUAUUUUCAUGCAAAUAGGGGGCAAGAAAACUAUAUGGAAAAAUGGCGGUUCAAUUCGAUAUUGUCUAAGAAGGAGUUAGAACACAGGUGUAGGUUAAGUAAAUCAAUGGAUAGUCUUGGUCCUAUUGAAAAUACCAGUGAAAGUGAAGAUCCGAAUAGAAAUGAUAGGGAUAAAAACAUUCAUAGUUGGAAUGAUAGUGACAGUUCUAGUUACAGUAAUGUUGAUCAUUUAUUCGGCGUCAAGGACAUUCAGAAUUUCAUCUCUGAUGACACUUUUUUAGUUAGGGAUAGUAAUGGGGGCGGUUAUUCCAUAUAUUUUGAUAUUGAAAAUCAGAUUUUUGAGAUUAACAAAGAUCGUUCUUUUCUGAGUGAACUAGAAAGUUAUUUUUAUAGUUAUCGGAAUUCUGGUUAUCUGAAUAAUGGAUCUAAGAGUGAGGAUCCCUACUAUGAUCGUUACAUGUAUGAUACUCAAUAUAGUUGGAAUAAUCACAUUAAUAGUUGCAUUGACAGUUAUCUUCAUUCUCAAAUCCGUAUUGAUACUUACAUUGUAAGUGGUAGUAACAAUUACAGUGACAGUUACAUUUAUAGUUCCGUUUGUGGUGAAAGUGGAAAUAGUAGUGAAAGCGAGAGUUCCAGUAUAAGAACUAGCACGAAUGGGAGUGAUUUAAAUAUAAGAGAAAGUGCUAAUGAUCUCGAUGUAACUCAAAAAUACAAGCAUUUGUGGGUUCAAUGCGAAAAUUGUUAUGGAUUAAAUUAUAAGAAAUUUUGUAAGUCAAAAAUGAAUAUUUGUGAACAGUGUGGAUAUCAUUUGAAAAUGAAUAGCUCAGAUAGAAUUGAACUUUUGAUUGAUCCAGGCACUUGGGAUCCUAUGGAUGAAGACAUGGUUUCUCUGGAUCCCAUUGAAUUUCAUUCAGAGGAGGAGCCUUAUAAAGAUCGUAUCGAUUCUUAUCAAAGAAAGACAGGAUUAACCGAGGCUGUUCAAACAGGCAUAGGCCAACUAAAUGGUAUUCCCGUAGCAAUUGGGGUUAUGGAUUUUCAGUUUAUGGGGGGUAGUAUGGGAUCCGUAGUCGGGGAAAAAAUUACCCGCUUGAUCGAGCAUGCUACCAAAAAAUUUCUACCUCUUAUUAUAGUGUGUGCUUCUGGGGGUGCACGUAUGCAAGAAGGAAGUUUGAGCUUAAUGCAAAUGGCUAAAAUAUCUUCUGCUUUAUAUGAUUAUCAAUCAAAUAAAAAAUUAUUUUAUAUAUCAAUCCUGACAUCUCCUACUACUGGUGGGGUGACAGCUAGUUUUGGUAUGUUGGGGGAUAUCAUUAUUGCCGAACCCAAUGCCUACAUUGCAUUUGCGGGUAAAAGAGUAAUUGAACAAACAUUGAAUAAAACAGUACCUGAAGGUUCACAAGCAGCCGAAUAUUUAUUCCAGAAGGGCUUAUUCGAUCUAAUCGUACCACGUAAUCCUUUAAAAAGCGUUCUGAGUGAGUUAUUUCAGCUCCACGCUUUCUUUCCUUUGAAUAAAAAUUCAAUCAAGUAG
Molecule: messenger RNA, 1542 nt
Organism: Camellia sinensis
Lineage: Eukaryota; Viridiplantae; Streptophyta; Magnoliopsida; Ericales; Theaceae
Source: the annotation of a RefSeq genome assembly